AUGAGCCCCGCUACUGAGGAGCCCGUCUGGAGGAAAGUUCCGUCUGUCAGCGGGGUGAUCCCCCGGUCCAGACACGGCCACCGAGCUGUAUCUAUUCGGGAACUCAUCGUCGUUUUCGGCGGAGGAAACGAAGGGAUAGCGGAGGACCUCCAUGUGUACAACACUGUAUCCAAACAGUGGUUCCUUCCUGCAGUGAGAGGUGACAUACCUCCUGGCUGCGCUGCACAUGGUUUUGUUUGUGAUGGGGCGAGAAUUCUUGUAUUUGGUGGAAUGGUGGAAUUUGGAAAAUAUUCUAACAGUCUUUAUGAAUUACAGGCAAGUCGCUGGCUCUGGAAGAAGCUGAAGCCUCGAGCCCCAAAGACAGGCUUUCCCCCCUGUGCUAGAAUUGGUCACAGUUUUACUUUGGCAGGAAACAAAUGCUAUCUUUUUGGAGGAUUAGCAAAUGACAGUGAGGACCCCAAUGGAAACAUUCCACGUUAUUUAGGAGACUUGUUUGAGUUGGAGUUACAAUCCAUAUCGGGAGCAAGAGGCUGGAGCAUUCCAGAGACCACAGGAGGAGGACCUUCAGCCAGAGAGUCCCAUACAGCAGUGAUCUACACUGGGCAGAGCUCCUCAAAACUCUAUGUGUUUGGAGGCAUGCAAGGCUCGCGCUUAAACGACCUCUGGCAGCUGGACUUAGAUACAAUGGUUUGGUCAAGCCCUGAAACAAGAGGCUGCAAACCUUUUCCCAGAAGCCUACACACAGCAAAUGUCAUUGGAAAUAAAAUGUAUGUGUUUGGAGGUUGGAGGCCAAUACCUGAGACUGCAAGAGAUAAAGUCAUUGGAACUGAAUGGAUUUGCUCAAAUUCUUUGAGCAUCUUGAACUUGGACACAAUGAGUUGGCAAAAUCUGGAUCCUGAGCCUGUGGAGCCUGAGGAUGUUCAGUGUCAGCUGGAGAGUAAGGGCCCUCAGGUGGAAGACCCUUAUUCCCUCCAGCCCAGGGCGCGGGCGGGACACUGUGCUGUUGCUGUGGGCUCCAGACUCUAUGUUUGGAGCGGACGAGAUGGCUACAGGAAGAGCUGGAGCUAUCAGGUCUGCUGCAAGGACCUAUGGUAUCUUGAGACUGAACUUCCUUCCACUCCAGAGCCCGUGUUGCUCAUCAAAUCCACAGUGAACAUGCUGCAUGUGGCGUGGCGCCCCCUAGCUGCAGCAGACUGUUACCUCCUCCAGAUUCAGCCAGCAAGUUCUACCACUGAUCAAAAUCAAGAAUCAAAUAAACAGCUAAAUGAAGAAAGGAGGUUGGGGGAUGUGGCCGGCAACACCACUCAGACUCAACAAGAAGAAACUACAAAUGACAGACAGCUCCCACUCAUUAAAGAAAAUGAAGAGAAAACUGCAGAGAGCUCAAAUCCCAAACACGACGAACAGGAAACUUCUACAGGAGGCAUCUCUUCUCAAUUCAAAGCCGAACAAAACCAACAAUGCGCACAGGGCUCAGACACUGGCCUGUGGUUUGAUGUUGGUGUCUUUAAAACACUUUUCUCUGAGGUGAAUCACUUUUAUCUCCCGUCUGACAAUGACCAGACCACAGCAGCUGCCACCAAUCGAACCAUAAGCAUUAAAGAGAAGAGAGUCCUGGGACCUCAUGACUACCAGGGGUGCAACAGGGAGGAGCUGUCCCCAGGGCAGACCUACAGGUUCAGAGUGGCUGGGCUCAAUUACUAUGGAGCUGGAGCCUUCAGUCCUGUCAGUGAGUUCAAGACCUGCCAGCCGGGGUUUCCUGGAGCUCCUUCCGCAGUCAAAAUCACUAAGCUUAAUGACACUGUGCACAUUGCCUGGGACGCUCCCUCCUCUCCAUCAGGAAAGAUCAUGGAAUACUCCAUGUAUCUGGCAGUGAAGAAGAGCCGGUCUGCCUGCUCUGAACGCCCGGGACAGAUGGGCUUUAUCCGCAUCUACAGAGGCACAAAGACGUCCUGCUCCGUCAGUUCGUCCCAUUUAGAGAAUGCCCACAUCGACUCCUCCCAGACCAACCGCCCUGCUGUGGUCUUCAGGAUCGCUGCCAAGAACGACCAGGGCUACGGUCCAGCCACGCAGAUACGCUGGAUACAAGUUUCUUCUAAUAUUCAAAACUCCACAUCCAAAGCAGACAGCAGUACAGCUGAGAAAGCUGACAGCUCAGGUUGA
Knipowitschia caucasica is the source of this 2163-nucleotide messenger RNA. The record is from the annotation of a GenBank genome assembly. Lineage: Eukaryota; Metazoa; Chordata; Actinopteri; Gobiiformes; Gobiidae.